AUGGCACUCGAGACUGAGAUCGCACUGGAGCUCAAGAUGGAAGGCAGCCAGGAGCCCGAGGAGGCCCUGGCGUGGGAGGCCGCGCUCUUCCCGAUGGGCCGCCCGCAGGCGCCCAUGAGUUCCGGAAACUCCUGGGAAGAGGACGUGCUGCCAAGAGAGGCUGUCGACGAUAUCUUGCUCAGGGACAGGAUCGGAGACGAGGUCUUGUUGUGGAAUGCCGGCGGAGGGGCGAGAGAGUGCAGACAUGGAGGAGGAGGAAGGGGUCAGGAGCACACUCAAGUUCUCUUCCCUCAAGGAAGGCCCAACACCCCCAGCUCUGCGUCUCUCAAGUCAGCAGACGGUCUCAGCACGGCUUCUUGCCCCUCGGACGAUGACGACCUCCUCCAACAUCCAUGGACCGCGGAAGAAGCGGCAGCCCAUGCCAGAGUGGAGCAGGACAAGUUUAUCUCCCUUCCUUCCAACUUCAAGCUGGAGACCAUAUGA
Messenger RNA from Guillardia theta CCMP2712, 483 nucleotides. RefSeq lists its product as hypothetical. The transcript is spliced from 3 exons. The record is from RefSeq and is a predicted model, not a curated record. Bases 1 to 483 code for a protein of 160 amino acids. NCBI's taxonomy places the organism in Eukaryota, Cryptophyceae, Pyrenomonadales, Geminigeraceae.